Messenger RNA from Mytilus californianus (California mussel), 3783 nucleotides. RefSeq names its product serine-rich adhesin for platelets-like. The record is from RefSeq and is a predicted model, not a curated record. The transcript has 11 exons. The coding region runs from base 1 to 2691 and encodes 896 amino acids. NCBI's taxonomy places the organism in Eukaryota, Metazoa, Mollusca, Bivalvia, Mytilida, Mytilidae.
AUGGAAAAUCAAGAGAAAAGGUCAGCAGACUUUGUAUCAGAAAUGUCAAACUAUAUUCCCAUCAGUGACGAAAAUUUAGAAGGAGCAUGGUAUCGGAUUAAAAGUGAAAAUGGAGAUCAAAUGCCAACAUAUCCACCUGGUGCUUUUCAUUGCGGGACUUAUAAUCCUGUUUGGAUGAAUGGUAAACGUUUUGAUAAGGACUCAACGAUGACCGGCCGAUUAUGCCAAGUCUAUAACGAUCCGCAUUUUCGUACAUUUGAUGGGAAAGUAUACUAUUACAUGGAAGUUGGAGAAUUUGUUUUAUACCGUAACAGUAAAGGACCAUACUGGGUACAUUCUUUGUUUACAAAUUGUGGUUUCGGCUGGGAAGGGUCAUCUUGUCUCUGUGGCGUUGCCAUUAAAAGUCGGAAUUCACUGUUUGUGUUGCGGACAUGUGAAAAAGUUUCAAGAGACAGUUCUUUUCCACUGAAGUCGCCUCAUUCUGAGGUCAGAAGUUGUGAUGAUAACGACUUGUCCAUUGACAUUUCAUAUAACACAUACACGUGCAUGGAGAAGAAUAUACCCCUUCCGACAGAAGAAAUGGAAAUAGACGAUAUACUGCCUGGAGAUGAUGAUCGCAAUGAAGGACAGAUGGACAGCAGUGAUGGCAGGAGAUUGCGGGAUCAGCUGAUUCAGAUAACUGUUAUCGAUACACCCGAUGAACAACUUUUUAUAGAGGACCCUACAUUCUUGUCGUUGGAUGUUGGUAUAAUUAUUGAUAAUGAAAAUACUACAAAUGAUAAUGCAACAGAUCGUUAUUGUGUUUGUGAAAGACAGGCUCCAGGUUACAAUGGUGAUCUAGAUUCAUAUAACAUCGUGCAGUGUAAUUUAACAGAGAGCACAGAGACAUGUUCUUCGGCAAUGCCAACUGUUAAUGACGAUUCAAUCGGUUCACUGGUUACACCAUGCAUUUCAACAAGUUACAGCAGAAAGAAACGAUCUGUAAAUACAGGUCAUAAAAUCGUACGUCGUAGUACAUCCGACACCGACGAUGUCCUCGAUGUUAAACCUUUACAAUAUGACGAUGAUGUAAACAGUUCCAACAACUUUACACGAAGCUUCAGAAAUGGUUGGACUGAAGAGAAGGCAAACCAAACAUGCUAUGAACUUAUAAAAGACCAAAUUCCAACAGAUCUUCUAGAAAAUGGGAUUAUUCUUUCAGAGGAAGAAUACAUUGAGUCCUGUGUUGAGGACAUAAAGCUUACUGCUGACACAACUUUUGCAAAAGACACAGUUAGUGCAAUGCAAACGUAUACGUUAAUGGAAGUAUUACGGAACGAAACUAUGGCUAUGGCAGAGAAAGACAAUAGUACACAAACUGUACUGGAGUACAUAACCAGCCUACUAUGCACAAACAACUGUAGUGGCAAUGGAAACUGUACAAAAGGUUUUAGCAAAAUACAUCAUUUAACUGUUAACGGCGAUUCGAAAACAUAUGCAGAUCCAGUCAUGGUAAAAGCUGAAUAUAGGACUGCUUUCAUGGUAUCUGUCACUCUAAGUAGAAACCGUAAGAAAAGGUCGACUUUGAACACUGGAAUGGCUGAAGGAUAUGAAUUAAGAUUAUCAAAUGAUGGAAUUGAAUUUAGUGACCCAGUCAGCAUUAUAAUUUAUGACGAGGAGUGUUACGACUGUAAUGCCUCUUCGAUAUCGUGUGUGGUUGUUGCUUCAUGUCCAGAUUUUACAACAACUGGUAUUGAUACUACAACGGAUAGAGUAUCGACUACAACAGAAACAACUACAAUUCUAGAGUCAACGACCAUUAAAGAUACAACAACACAAAGUAGAACAACUAUUGAAGAAACAACAACACAAGAUACAACAACACCAGAUACAACGCCCAUUGAAGAAACAACAACACAAGAUACCACCACACAAGAUACCACAAUCAUUGAAGAAACAACAACACAAGAUACAACAACCAUUGAAGAAACAACAACACAAAGUAUAACAGCAAUUAAAGAAACAACAACACCAGAUAUAAUAUCCAUUGAAGAUAAAACAACACAAGAUACAACAUCCAUUGAAGAAACAACAACACAAAGUACAACAAACAUUGAAGAAAAAACAACUCAAAAUACAACAACCAUUGAAGAAACAACAACACAAAGUACAACAACAAUUGAAGAUACAACACCACAAGAUACGACAACACAACAGUUGAAAACUACUGAUUUGAUGACAUCAACAAGACAAUUAACAAAAACCGUUCAACAAACCACAUCUGAUUCAUUGACAACUAAAAAUCAGUUACCACUUACGUCUCAUCAAGACUCUACCCCACUUGACACGACUACUACAGACAAAACAACUACAUAUAAAGAUACAACUCAGGAAGAUGCCGAUGAACUGAUUUCUUACAUUGGACCUAUUAUUAUGGGAGGAACGGUUUUUUUGUUUAUUGUAAUCUUUUUUGCCAUACUCUUGAUAAAGUCAAUUUUCAAAACAUCUACACCAAGGAACCAGAGCUUUACACAAUUCGACUCCUGGAAUAUUUACACAGGCGGAACAUCUGGAGGAUCGAAUAAUGAAGAAGUAAACUCCAAACCGGAUUUCAGAAAUGUUCCACGAAUCAAUACAAUGUCAUCUGUAUCAAGUAUGACUUCAAGUACAGAUGGGCAACGCAAUUUCUUUAAUGACUACUGUCAACAAUAGUACAAGCGUAACAAUUAUUGUAUAUCCACAUAUUUAUAUUUGUUAGUCAAGCAUAUAACAUAAAUGCCAGUCUUGUUUUCAGCAAUGCCCACAGUAGAUCUUAUCAUUUAGCUACUUGUUAAAAAAAAAUCUAUCACUUGACGUCAGUCAGCUUUUCGCUUUUCUUGUCCAUCAUCAAACUUUAAACAUUCUCUUCCUGUGAAACCACAGUCACAAUUGAAACCAUCCACUAAGUGCAAGAGUGAACAUUUUUAAUUUAGAUUAAUAUUCCUUUGAAUAACCGACAUACUCCCGUUAUUAGAAUAGAAAAGAGAAGUAAAACAGAGAAAGUGGCAUCCCUUUUGGUAUUUAUUUUGUAUUCAUUUCUCUUUUUUCAGUCCUCUUAAAGAUUUUGAGCUACUUCUGCUUUUUGUUUCAAAAGUAUAAUUAUAAGAUAUAUAUAUCAGAGAUGAGUUUGUUGUGGUUGACCAUAUUUUGACCUAAUUACGGACUAAGGACUCAGACAAAUUACAUGUAUAAUUCUAUGACAUAAAAAAAGACUAUUUUGCAAAUUUUAGUUUUUGAAAUUAUUUUCGCAUGCAGGACACGACUCUAGAAAUGUUUGGGAAAAGCACGUAUAUCAAACCUUUAAUGGAAUAGAGAAUGAAAACGGGGAAGUGUCAAAGAGACAACAACCCGAGCAAAGAGCAGAAAAAACCCAAGGCCACCAAUUGGUCUUCAACGCAGCGUAAAAAUCCCUCACCCGCACACUGUAACCAGAUAAUCGUAUGAUAUAUAGCAUAUACUUGUAUUAUGAGUUGUUAUUUUUCCCUGUGAUAUUUGUUUUGGUUGACAUACUCAAUAACUCAUAGUAGCCUCAACGGCUGUGGGGGUUUCUAUUUUAUUGUAGGGGAAAGGUUAAUAAAUGUAACGUUUUUUUCUGUUCAUUUUCCAGUCAUUGUGGAAGAUAUUUUGCCGAUGAACUAUUUAUUUAAUUCUCAAAUACUUACAUAAUGUCUUAUUGGGUGUUUACCAUGGUUGACUGAUAUGAUUAAGCGAGAUAUGGGAAACCACUUUCCAAAUUUUAUUUAAGGUAUUUUUUAAGUGUGUUUU